AUGUCAAAGGUGUUUUUAGUGACAGGUGUUUCUAGAGGAAUUGGUUCUUCCAUUGUGGAGAAGUUAUGUUCUAUUGAGACGACUAAAAUCGUAAUAGGAAUUGCAAGAUCAAAGGAUAAACUUGAGGAGCUGAAAACUCAAUACAGUGGGAAGUUUGAUUACAUUUGUGGUGACGUGUCUGAUGAAGAAACUAUAACUGAAGCUGUCAAUUUCAUUGAGUCGAAAUACAAGAGACUAGAUGGUAUUGUUGCCAAUGCGGGAGUUUUGGAUCCUGUGGAAGAUGUUAAUAAUAUACAUAUUUCCAAGUGGAAACAGUUGUUUGAUAUCAAUUUCUUCAGUGUUGUUUCCUUGGUCGGCCACGCAUUGCCCUUGUUGAAACAGAGUAACGGUAACAUCGUACUUGUCAGCUCAGGUGCCAGUACAAAGUCAUACGUAAUGUGGAAAAUAUAUGAUCAGUACGGAUGGGGUGCAUAUGGAGCUUCUAAGGCAGCAUUGAACCACUUUGCUGCCACAAUUGCAGCAGAAGAGCCAGCUGUUAAAGCAAUCUCAGUUGCGCCUGGUGUCGUGAAAACCAAAAUGCAAGAGGAUAUCAGAGAAACCUUUGGACCUAGUGGUAUGACAAAGGAAGCCCUGCAACGGUUUGUUGAUUUACAUGACAAUGACCAAUUGUUACCUCCAAGCGUUCCCGGUACCAUUUAUGCCAAUUUAGCUUCCAAAGGGAUUCCUUCUGAAUUGGAUGGCGCUUACCUAAGAUACAACGACGAAAAAUUGAGAAGUUUCUCGGAGUGA
Molecule: messenger RNA, 789 nt
Organism: Kluyveromyces lactis
Lineage: Eukaryota; Fungi; Ascomycota; Saccharomycetes; Saccharomycetales; Saccharomycetaceae
Product: SDR family oxidoreductase
Exons: 2
Coding region: 1-789 (262 amino acids)
Cellular component (GO): intracellular anatomical structure
Molecular function (GO): oxidoreductase activity, acting on NAD(P)H, oxygen as acceptor
Source: RefSeq, a predicted model, not a curated record